AUGGUGAUGAUGAUGAUGCCCUGUGUCUUUAUUGUUGCUCUUCAUGGUCUUCUUCUACAAAUGGUAAAAGCUGGAUUAAAUGCCAGGGAAAAUGUAAAGAAUGGGCACAUACUGCUUGUGCUGACGACAUUUUCCCCGAGAUCGGGGGUUGCCGUUUGGCUACCCAUGAUGAAACCGAAAUACCCCUCGCGCAUCCUCUUCUGCCGGAUACUGAGGGCCAUUGUCACUUCUGUCAUCAUAAACAAGAAUUCAAAGUGUUUUAUGGUAUUUUUAACAAAUGAAACUUUGAAACUAUCACUAAACAAGGCCGACGGGGAGGGAGGCCUCUGA
Molecule: messenger RNA, 330 nt
Organism: Helobdella robusta
Lineage: Eukaryota; Metazoa; Annelida; Clitellata; Rhynchobdellida; Glossiphoniidae
Exons: 3
Coding region: 1-330 (109 amino acids)
Source: RefSeq, a predicted model, not a curated record